CGUUUUCUGGAGAACAAAAUAAGUUUUAGUUAAGAGUUUAUAAGUAAUUAUUUACACCUUCAUAAAAAAGAGAAAAUCUGAAUAAUUUAGGUUCUUACUAGACCUAAAAAUGAGAGCAAACACUUUUUUGUUGGUUGUUUUGUUGGGAGUGAUAUCUUUGAUGAAUUGCAAAAACGCUAAAGACGAUUGCUCUGCCAACGAGGAAUUCCUACCAUGCGGAUCGUCGUGUCCAGCAACCUGCGCUGACCCUAGCCCAGUCUGCGAUGACUACUGCGUGGCUGGAUGCUUCUGCAAGUCUGGGUACUUGAAGAAGAACAAAACUUGUGUCAAAGCGGAUAAGUGUGGUGGCAAGCCCAAGUAAGGAAAUCGGCGAGUUGCAUAAUCAUCUUUCUACUUUUUAUACUGCAAGCUUUUGUAUAAUAAAG
Molecule: messenger RNA, 425 nt
Organism: Ostrinia nubilalis (European corn borer)
Lineage: Eukaryota; Metazoa; Arthropoda; Insecta; Lepidoptera; Crambidae
Product: cysteine-rich venom protein 6-like
Exons: 3
Coding region: 110-361 (83 amino acids)
Source: RefSeq, a predicted model, not a curated record